GAGGUCUCUCGGUGAACCGACGCACGGUGGCGCCAGAGGCCGCACGAGGACAUUCCGCCAUGGCCACGAAGAAGAACACGACUCCUUCCGAUUGAAUCACUGUUGACGGAAACGAAGAAAAAGAAGAAGACCGAGCGCUAACUCACGUGGACACACGUCACCGUGAACACGUAAUACACAUGUGGCGGCUGCCCCCCCCGUUCAUCAGCUGUAUGCACUGUGUGUCCGGCCGGGUCGUGUGGGGAGGUCCUGGCCGGGUCCCUGCGCUGCUCAGGCCGCUUCCAGCCGGACUGACGUGCGUUUUUGCAUCCGGCAAAAAGGACCUGACGAACUUCCCCGUCCUGAACGAGGACGAGCUCGAAGAGCAGUUCGUGAGGGGAUCUGGACCUGGUGGACAAGCCACCAACAAGACCAGCAACUGCGUGGUGCUCAAGCACAUCCCGAGUGGCACCGUUGUGAAGUGCCAUCAAACCAGAUCGGUGGAUACAAAUCGAAAACGUGCUCGAGAAAUCAUGCGAGAGAAACUUGAUGUUGUUUAUAAAGGGGAACUCAGUGAAGUUCUUGUGAAGAAGAAAGCGUCUGAGCUGAGGAAACAGGACAAGAGGAGGAAGGCAAAUGAGAACUUAGAGAGAAAAAGACUAUUUAGAGAGGCUCUGGCUGCAGACCCCAAACCUGGAAAUGGCACUGCUUAGAGAAUAUAUAAUGAACACAUCAAUACUUGAGAGGUUCUAUAUGUUUUCAUGCCUACACUGACUGGGUAACUAAACAAAAAAAGGGUUCAUUAUCAAUUGUUGUAUAUCUAAUAAUCCUUGUAUUGUAGUACAAUGAGUUAAAGACAAGUGGAGAAUAACAUUUAUGGUUCCUCUUACAUUUGUUGAGAAGUUCUCCAGAAUAAAACAUUCAUUGUGAUA
Pungitius pungitius (ninespine stickleback) is the source of this 911-nucleotide messenger RNA. It is a transcript of the gene mtrfr, whose product is annotated as mitochondrial translation release factor in rescue. NCBI's taxonomy places the organism in Eukaryota, Metazoa, Chordata, Actinopteri, Perciformes, Gasterosteidae. The transcript is spliced from 3 exons. Bases 180 to 692 code for a protein of 170 amino acids. Gene Ontology annotation, molecular function: translation release factor activity. Gene Ontology annotation, cellular component: mitochondrion. Gene Ontology annotation, biological process: translational termination. The record is from RefSeq and is a predicted model, not a curated record.